Stegastes partitus (bicolor damselfish) is the source of this 3241-nucleotide messenger RNA. RefSeq names its product ankyrin repeat and MYND domain containing 1 (gene ankmy1). The record is from RefSeq and is a predicted model, not a curated record. The coding region runs from base 15 to 2969 and encodes 984 amino acids. The transcript has 20 exons. Gene Ontology annotation, molecular function: protein binding. NCBI's taxonomy places the organism in Eukaryota, Metazoa, Chordata, Actinopteri, Pomacentridae.
ACGCCCCGGAUAAAAUGCUGUCGACGACCUGCGGAGGUGUCGCGGCAGAUGCGAUACGAGAAGGUGCGUCGUCUCCCUUCGCCUCAGCCAGCGAAAAGAGACAAGGACUCGGUGUUCAGGAGUGGCUCGACGGGUCCAGAUAUGAGGGAGAGUUUGUAAACGGCCUUAAACACGGCAGAGGAAGAUACACCUGGAUAAAUGGAGAGUCCUAUGAAGGCUCUUUCUACAAAGACUACAAACAUGGAGAUGCACUUUACUGCUGGCCCACAGGCCACAAGUUCAUUGGUAAGUUCUACCUCAACAGAAAGGAAGGAUAUGGACAGCAAGUGUUCCCUGAUGGAGCCACCUUUCACGGUCUGUACCACAAUGACCAGAGGUUUGGUCCAGGUGUGGUUAGCUAUUCAGACGGGCGACAGGAUGUGGGUCUGUGGCUCGGGGGGCGCCUGCUGAGGUUCUGCACCCCUCUAGAAGAGGGCUUUAGCCUCAAGAACUUCCCUGAGUAUGCUGCCUGCAUGGACUCAUCUGUUACUGCAGACCCUCUGACUCAGUUUCACUCUCAUGAUGUACAAACGAAAGCCAGGACAAACUCUCAGGUGAAUGUAGACAAAGAUCUGCUGGCAAAUGAGAACGCUAUCCUGCCCCCCGGCAUAGAGAGUUACUCAACAGAUGGUGACCACUUGCCGCUUCCCCCUGGCCGAAGAAGAGAGUUGGACCAACUCUUUUAUGGUGAGCUGUGGGAGCCGGAUGCUCAUCCACACCAAGGCUGUGAGAGGGACCCACUCUCCACUCUGCCCUUACAGGCCCGCAUGCAGGCUCACAUACACAAACACAGACUGCAGGCUGAAAAUGUGGGCUGGGAUGUGGCAGCUGCUCUCUCUAUGAACAGGGAGACUUUUGGUCCUAAAGGGCCAUUGGAAGUCAGGUCCGAGCUUUUGAUUCAACACGCCUCCCAAGGGGAAUUGCAAGCUGUGUCACAGAUCCUCCGGACUGGUUUGAUCCACCCUGAUGUAACAGAUUCACAAGGACACACUGCAUUGAUCGCUGCCACGGUAAACUGCCACAAUGAUGUGAUACACCUGUUGUUGGAUAUGGGUGCUGAUAUUGACAAGUUGACCUGCGAAGGCUUGUCUGCCCUGGCUGUGUGCCAUGUCCUCUACUACCCUUUCAAGUCUCUGAACACCGCUUUGGUUGACCCACCUGCCAAAACUCCAGUUGUGGAAUCUGCAUCUUCAUGUGCAAACAGCCUCCAGAUCAGCCAAGUUAACGUCACUGCGGACACACCUAUACUCAACAACAGACCUCAAACCCCCGACACAGCCUUGAGGAACCAGAGCCAUCUCGCUGACCAAGAAACUCAGUCAAGAAAAGAAAAUAUGGAGGAGCAAGAGGAGGCUGAGGAAGAUGUGGAGCGUUCCAUCGAGGUGCUGGAUUGUCACAUCAAACUGGGCAGUGUGAAGUGGAAAGAAACUCGAGCUAAGAGCAAAGACAAAGAUGUGACCCCAAAACAGUCCUUUGACUCUGCUUGUUCGCUCAGUAGCUAUAACAUCCAGGUGACAGAGGAAAUGAUGCAGCGGUCGGCAGAAGCACUGAGUCGUACAGGGUUUCCUCAGUGCGCCGACACACAGGGGACUGUACGCAAAAUGGCUGCCAUGAAAAUUGAGCACCGUGUUCGUUUAGACACCUUGAAGCUGUUAUUGGAACGGGGAGCUGAUCCCAACGCAGCCAGGGUCCCCUUGCUUGUCCUCUUUUUAGCCAUUAUGGCUGCAGACACCGAGGCUGUGAGGAGACUGCUGCUGUGUGGAGCUCGCACUGAUAUUCCCCUCCCACCAGAGAAGAAAGGUCUGUAUCCCCUACACGUAGCUGCAGCGCUGCCAGGUCCCACAGGCCCCAGAAUCACAGAGCUGCUGCUGCACACUGUCCCUGACCCAGACGCACGGGCAUGUGACCAGGACGAGGUCUAUGAGCCAGACAGGAUUUCCAUGAAGACCGAGGAACCCCUGAGCUCCAGCAAGAGCCCACAUCUCAAAGAAGGAGGCCGAACUGCGUUGCACGUGGCCUGCCAAAGAGACAGUGACUAUGUGAAUGCCAGUAAAGUGGUAGCCCUCUUGGUCUCCCACAGCGCCAGCACAGACCUCCUGUGGAGUGGACACUCACCUCUCUCUCUGGCAAUAGCAAGUGGCAAUGAGCUGGCGGUGGAGGAGCUGUUGAAGGGGGGCGCAGAUCCCAGCAUACCCCUGGGCCGCAGGGUGGGCAGUGCUCUAUGUGCCGUCGCCAACAUCAACUACCACUUAGGUGGCAACAAAAUUCAGCUGUUGGAGAUGUUAGCUAAGGCUGGCGCUGACAUCUUAAUGCCAGUCAUGGUGGGCGAUGUCGUUGGAUCUGCAGUUGACUAUGCACACUACUCCUUCAGCCAGGACUUGCAUAUUGCCAAAACUCCUUUCCACAUUCUGAGCAAGCGGGAGAGGGAAAUAUUCAAAGCACGACGCCAGCUGCUCAGCAAGAUGGGAGAGUUGCUGAGACAGACUGCUGGCCAGAGGGAGAGACAGAAUCUGUCUUCUAACAGGCCCCUCCUCAGCCAUGGAGGCUUACAGGAAAAAGCAGAAAACUGCAGGAAACCAGUGUUUAAGUUCUGCUAUCACUGCGGCCGCUCUGUGUCUGUGAAGCUGACUGCAUGUUGCCGCUGCCACAAGGUCUUCCACUGCUCCAUGAACUGCAAACAUAAAGCCUGGGAUGAAGGACACAAGGAAGAGUGUAUCCGGGUGUCAGCCUCUGCUGAUGGCAUCCAGAAGACUGUUGUGUUUAAAUCCCCAACAGGCCAAAGGCCCUCAACUGUCACGCUGAAAACCAAAACAGUCCCCAGGCCACUGAGUGUCAAGUUGAAAUCCCACAGAUUACCUGAGCCCUUGAGCAUGGCAGAGAAGGACUUGGAGGACCAAGUCAACCUGAAUGAAAACUACAGCUUCAUCUGAUGGACACUAAAAAUUCACAGCCUUACUAAUUCAUCAUUUACCAAGAAUAACAAUGCAUUUCUCUGACAUCACUUCUUUAUAUGACUCUGAUACAUAUUUGUGUCAGAGUUGUAUCUCGUUAUUUUAUACACAUUAUGCAGUAGGUUUGCAAUCUGUAAUAAUUUUGAAUUACUAACGUAAUAUUGUCUGCUUCUUUUUGUGCUUUUGCCAAUGAAAAAUUGCAAAUUCUGACUGGCUGAAUCCAAAGGGAACUAAUACAAGAUUUUGACAUA